Messenger RNA from Folsomia candida, 2697 nucleotides. RefSeq names its product hepatocyte growth factor-regulated tyrosine kinase substrate (gene Hrs). The coding region runs from base 300 to 2516 and encodes 738 amino acids. Gene Ontology annotation, molecular function: phosphatidylinositol binding; ubiquitin binding; metal ion binding. The record is from RefSeq and is a predicted model, not a curated record. The transcript has 13 exons. Lineage: Eukaryota; Metazoa; Arthropoda; Collembola; Entomobryomorpha; Isotomidae.
UUUGUAAUCACACAAGUCAACAAAAUUUAAUAUCUGUUUUAAUUCGUCACUUAAUUAACUUUAACUAUCGUCACAUUCUUUGUCAUCCCCACUUGAAAUUCUGUUCCUGCGAGGAUCCAGAUAAAAGAUAAGGAUUCGUGCAAGGAGAGCGAAGUAAAAAAAAGUUGGAUUUGUAGAGAUCGACAGAGCAGCUGAGUCACGAAAUUGACUAUUUUUCUUAAUAUUGGAUUGCUACAAAUAAUUCUAAUUAAUUUGAAGUAAUUCCUGUGUUACUGAUACAAUAACUAUCAAAAAGCAAGAUGUUUAAGACCAGUGGUCACGCGCAAUUUGAUAAACUGCUGGAAAAAGCCACCAGUAAUUUGUUACUGGAACCUGAUUGGACAUCCAUCAUGACAAUUUGUGAUUUGAUUAGACAGAAAGAUUGCCAGGCAAAAUAUGGAGUUGCUGCAAUUAAGAAGAAGCUCCAUCAUCAAAAUCCGCAUGUUGCUCUGUUUGGUCUUUUGGUGAUUGAAUCGGUCGUGAAAAAUUGUGGAAGUCCUGUUCAUGAUGAAGUCGCUACGAAGCAAUUUAUGGAAGAAUUGCGAGAAUUGGCAAAAACUACUCAUCAUGAGAAUGUGAAAGACAAGAUAUUGGAACUGAUUCUUACUUGGGCUCACGCUUUUCGGAAAAUUCCCACGUAUCGUGCUGUUCAGGACGUUGUAAAUAUUAUGAAGGCGGAAGGGGCAGCUUUCAAACCGUUGCAGGAAUCGGAUGCCAUGUUCGUCGCUGAUACUGCUCCAGAGUGGGCUGAUGGAGAGUGUUGUCAUCGUUGUCGAACCGAGUUUGGUAUCGUGGUGCGAAAGCAUCAUUGCCGUGCCUGUGGACAGAUAUUUUGUAAUAAAUGUUCCAGCAAAAUAUGCACUCUUCCAAAGUUUGGGAUCGAGAAAGAAGUUCGUGUUUGUGACUCCUGCUUUGAAAAAUACGGAAAACUGCCUCGCAAAACUAAUUCAAAAACAUCUACGGCUUUAUCUUUGGACCAACAAAUCCUCAACGAAGUGUUGGCUGCUUCGUUAGCAGAAUCUGAAGCUAAAGCACAAUCAUCUCCACAGUCGCAGGCACCUCGAACCAAAACGGAAGAAGAGCUAGCCGAGGAAGAGCAACUCCAACUCGCCCUUGCUAUAUCCCAAUCGGAAGCGGAAGCAAAAGAACAAGAGGCUAAAAAACGAAACAUGUCUGCUUAUGCGUAUACUCCUGCUGCUGAAGUGAAUAAUUCCUCUCAGAACAGUCAUGAUCGCGAAAGGAUCAAUGAGAAAGGAUCGCCGCAAAAGUCUGUAGAGUCUGAAGAUCCUGAACUAGCUAGAUAUUUGAAUCGAGGGUACUGGGAGAAUCGAUCAAAGGACGAGAACUCCAAAGAAGAAACGGGUGGCGUUGGUGGAACUGGGACCAUGAUGAGUAAAUCAGGAGGCACGUCUUCCGUGGACAAAUCGGCUGCAAAUAAUAAAUCUUGGAAUUCUAUGAGCGGAUACUCCUUCCUUCCUUCCGCGCCCAUCAAGGAUAACAACAAGGACAAGAGUGAGCAGGCCGAGGGGAUUGACACGUUUGUGGAGAAUUUGAGAUGUCAGAUUGAAAUGUUUGUGAAUCGAAUGAAGUCAAAUUCCAGUCGGGGUCGCCCAAUCGCCUACGAUACUUCUGUGCAAGGACUUUUUAUGAAUAUAACAGCAUUGCAUUCACAACUUUUGAAUUUUAUCCAAGCUCAGGACAAUGCGAGAACGUAUUACGAAGGACUUCAAGAUAAAUUGGGACAGAUUCGGGAUGCAAGAGCCGCUUUGGAUGAUCUAAGAUUUGAGCAUACCGAAAAACUUCGACUUGAGGCUGAAGAGCAAGAACGAAUGCGACAGUAUCAAAUGGCACAAAAGCUUCAAAUUAUGAGACAGAAAAAGCAAGAGUAUCUUCAGUACCAGCGACAACUAGCCAUGCAGCGUAUGCAAGAUCAAGAAAGGGAGAUGCAAAUGAGAAUUGAACAACAAACGAGGCAAAUGGGAGCCGUGCAAAAUCCAUAUGGUGGUUAUCAAGUUCCUCCCGGAGGAUACAUGCCGCCUGGACCGGAUAAUAUGGCUUACAUGCAACAACAACAGCAAGGGAUACAACCAGGAAUGAUUCCUCCCAAUGUCACUAUUGGACAACAAGGUCAAAUACCCAUGGGUCAAUUUAUUCCUAACCAGGGAGGGCAGCAAUAUAUGCCCCCAAUAUCUACGCACAUUCCUCAACAAAUCCCGGUAUCAACUCCAAUGUCUCCACAACACGCCAUGAUGCCUCCCUCCCCUCAACAACAACAACAGCAGCAGCAACAACAAGGUGGCAUGCCUCCGCAGAAUCAACCAAUAGUCUAUCAACAACAGCAACAACCACCCCCUCCUCCAACUUCUUCCGAUCCGAAUGCCCCUCCUGUCUCGCAACAACUUCAGCAGCCACAACAAGCCCCAGCGCCACCACCCCAACACGAAGCUUCCACUGCUCAGUUGAUAAGCUUUGAUUAAAUUAAUUAAAUUAUUCUUUCCGUAAAAAUUGGAACUCCAACUAGUAAUUAAUUAUCCCCGGAAAAAUUGGACGUGACUCACGUAUUGAAGAAUAAUACAUAGAUCCGUAAAUAUAGAAUUUACAUACUUCAUAACCAAAUAAAUAUAAAUACAUACAAAUAAAUUUGCUUAACAUUCAGAA